UGCAAUUUUGCAUUUUCAAGGUGUUCGCGUUCGCGUGCCGUGCUGCUCUUCGAUUACGAGUUCAAUCAAAAUCAAUACCGUUCGAAAAGUUGAAUUUCAUGCGUGAAUCCUGAAUUCUAUCGCUCCACGGCGUUCAGCAACUUCCUCUACCCCGACUGCUUCAUUCGAGCAGUUGGACAGUGACUCCAUCGUGCGAAAUCAUCAAAAUGAUUUCCAUAAACUUGUGAUAGUGUAAUGAUAUCAGCCCCGUACUGUGCUUGUUCGUCUUCAACUCGUGUGUCCGCGGCUCCGAGGGAGAUAUGCAUCUCCAUUUCGAGAAAAAUGCAAACACAACUUGUGAUUGCACGAUUCUUUCUCUGUCAUGGAUGGGGAAAGUUCCGGACGAAUUACCUGAGGAUGAAGGAUGGAAAUUGAACAGAACCAACUAUUACGAGGAGGGUUGGAUAGCUAUUGGGAAUGUUCGAGGUAUUGUAGGAGUAACUUUUACCACAUCACAUUGUAAUAAAGCUGUAGAAUGCCCAGCCAGAACAAACUACAAUUUACGAGGCCAUCGUUCUGAGGUCAUACUUGUAAAGUGGAAUGAGCCGUAUCAAAAAUUAGCAUCGUGUGAUAGUUCAGGCAUCAUAUUUGUCUGGAUCAAGUACGAGGGAAGAUGGAGUAUUGAGCUGAUCAAUGACCGCAACACGCGUGUCACUCAUUUCAGUUGGUCUCAUGAUGGGCGAAUGGCUCUUAUUUGUUAUCAGGAUGGAUUUGUGCUGGUGGGAUCUGUGGCGGGUCAGCGGUAUUGGUCCUCAAUGCUCAGCUUAGAUUGCACUAUCGUUUGCGGAAUAUGGGCACCUGAUGAUCAGCAAGUUUAUUUUGGAACGAGUAAUGGGCAGAUAAUUGUAAUGGACGUGCAUGGUGCUAUGGUCUCUCAAGUUACCAUCGCUCAUCAAAUCCCUGUGCUUAACAUGGCCUGGUCUUGUGAGAAGUUCAAAAUGGAAGAGGGAGAUGAUUCUAAAGACAACUCUAACUGUGUUUUAGCCGUCAGUCUUGAGAAUGGAGUUCUAUUCUUAAUGAAGCACUUCGAUGACAUAGCUCCGAUACAGAUACACACUGGGCUCACCUCUUUAUGCUUGGAGUGGUCAAAUUCCCAAGAACUUCUUUGUGUUGCUGGGACUGUACCAAACACAGAAUACACUAAUAUGGUCAAAAUAUAUACUGAUACUGGUCAAUUAUUAUAUGCAUCGUUGAUUCCUCACUCAGGGUCUCCAGUGACAGCUUUAACCUGGGGUCAUAACGAUAAACGAAUAUUCAUCGCCACCGGUCUGGUGAUACACAUUGCAUGGGUGUCAAUGCGGAUAGCAUCAUUACAGUUGCUAGCCAGUCUUAAAAUUUACGAGCGUCUCAAUUCAGUGUCUCAACUACCGUCUCUGUCGUUACCAGUCCGUAUCCAGCAAAUAGUUUCUAAGCUUUUUUCCCAUACUAUCAAGUGUUGCAUCCCUGAAGGCUCAAGUUUACGGCAGUUUGUUAGCAAAGCUCCAAAAGUCUACUUACACUGUACUAUGUUGAGGCAUGAUGAUGAUUUAGCUGCCAACUGCUACACUUUAUAUUUAGAGUAUCUGGGUGGCCUAGUUCCUUUACUGAAAGGCAAACGCACCAGCAAAAUCAAACCGGAAUUUGUUAUUUUUGAUCCUGAAGCAAAAGACGUCAAUUGUGAAAAUCUCAACUUAUCAGCAUUACACCAUUGGCAUGACAAAGAUGAGUCCGAUCCUGAAGAAAUGCUUAUCUUUUCAAGUCCAAGACCUCAUAGGAAGCACCGCUUAUUCAGGCACCAGAUACACUCCUCCCCUGUGCCUGGCUAUCUAGAUACCUUACCUGAAGAUUUUAGAUUAGCAGAGCUAACAUCAAACAUUUGGGGCACCAAGUUUCGGAUUCAUGGUGUAUCUAAUUAUCUUGCAUCAAAUUUAGGACAGAUAACUUUUAAAACAUCUUUGCUUCAUUUACAACCACGACAAAUGACAUUAUUAAUAGCAAGUGACACCACACAAGGACCGUCUGAUGCCCUGCUGAGUUCAGUAUUGUUGGACGAUGAGGAUGAGCAGGAACCUGUUCAGAAUAUUCCACCCAUUGCACCUUUCAGUCAUGCACGGUGCAGGCAUUUGGAAAGCAGAAAUGUUAACUGUCGCAAUCAGAGGCAGUCAUGCUCCACAACGAGCAACAGGUAUUAUGAGAGUGAUUCAGAUUCUCGAAGAGCCUCCGGCAAUCUGUCAUGUCCAAACAGUCCUGGUCCACGUGCAAAUGCCACUUCGCAUCACAAUCAUCCAGAUGGUUUCAUGACACGAAGCUCGUUCAAAGACUGCGAGUGUGUCAAUGAGGUGGAUGAACAGGGAGACAAAUCAAGGCGUGGCGUCGUCCGAAGCUGUUCGGUUGGUUAUUUGGAUCUCGUUGAAUCUGGUGGUGCUCACAAUAACAGGCUGGUGCUCACUCGCAACGUCAAAUCUCCGAGGCUGAUACACUGUGGAAAGAGCAGAAGUUUGGAUUCGUCAGAUGUCAGACUUGGUGAAUCAGAGCUUCCAAAAUUACCAGCGAUCAAAAAAAUUACUGCUCCGCACAGCUCUCCUACUAGUCCAAUAGUGAAGAAAAAGAAAAAUCUAUCAGCAUCUGCAUUAAGGAAGAGGCUGUUAAAUUCUCCUCUGUUGAUGAGGAAAGUUAGAAGGGCUCGCGCAGAUAAUGAUUAUCAAGAUUUAGAAAGUUUUCAAAAAGCUCAACUUAGGAAUAAAAUUGAAAUUGCCUCCAAGAGAAGGGAAUUUAUCAUGUAUAAUAAAGCACCAUUUUGGAAUGAAAAUAGUCAAGUGUAUCAGCUGGAUUUUGGUGGUCGAGUGACUCAAGAAUCGGCCAAAAAUUUCCAGGUGGAAUUUCGCGGUAAACAGGUCUUGCAAUUUGGAAGGAUUGAUGGAAAUGCUUUUACGUUAGAUUUUCAGUAUCCUUUCUCCGCUGUUCAAGCUUUUGCAGUAGCUUUAGCUAAUAAAACUCAAAGAUUGAAGUAGUUCCUCAGUUUAAACACAGUAUAUUUACAGCCUCAUUUUCUCCGUACUCUUCUGCAAUUAAAUUAAAUACAUUGUAGUAAAUACGAUGGGAAAUCAUGGACUUCUUCAGAAAUUGGCUGAUGCAUCCUCUAGCGCAUGAAUCGAUCAUACGGCUUAGCCAGAACUAUCAAACAUUUGGGAGGAGUCGAUAAAGUCAACUGGUUCCUCACAACAAGUUUUUUUGUCUUUUUACUCAAAAUCAGCAGUCCAGUUGAGCUUCCAAGCCAUUGUCAGAAGAGACGAUGCAAUCUUUAAUUUGAUCUCAUUUCAUCAGCUCCCUUGUGAGUUCUACCUCAUGGAACUUUAAGAUGGGAAAUAUUGUCCUGUAUUUUGAAACGCCAAGCAUUUUGUGGUGUUGGAUGGUCAAAUGGUUCUGCCAUUUUCCAUAAUCCUGAUUCGGUAUAUAUAAUGACGAUAAGUAUUUGAGCCAAAUAUAAAAUUUAGUGUGAAAUUAGUGCUCCUUUGUCAAAUCCCUCUUGACAGACUGUAACUAAUGAAGUUUGCUAUAAGUUUAGCCAACAGUUUUAAAAUUUCCCGCAUUUCCGAUGCCUUUGUUCGGAAUUUUCUCCAAAAUGGCCAAUUUUUUCUGGGCAGUUUUAUAAAGCUAUAAAAUCUGCAUUCCUCCAAAUUUAGGUGAGAUUAUUGUGUGUAGGUGUUGCUUGAUACGGUUUGAAAAUCUUUUAACUCCCUCAAAAUAUCCAUCUCUGAAAAAUCGAUGGGGUCCAAUCAUUUUUGUGGGAAAAAUCUAUUAACCUGAAAUUAAUUGAGAAUUUCGACACCAUCUACUAAUCAUUCUUCAAGAAAUCUCCAUGUACCGAGCAAUAAACCUAAUGCAUUCUAGCUCAUCAGAGACUGAAAAAUGCUUUGAUUUUAAUGUUUAUAACUUGUCCAAGUUGUAUUUAAUUAUGCAUUUUAAUUCAUUUCUCUGCAUUGAAAUAGAAAAAAUUGUAGUUGAUGAUGGGUUUGGGAGAAAUUAUUGUUAUAAUCUACCCUCAGAAGCCGUGGUAAUGAGGCACAGUGUGAAUUUCUAUGUGGGCAACAUUUCUGGUACACAAUUUUUGUCACUUCAUAUUCGUCUAGUUGAAUUUAUUGCUGAAAACUUUUAAGUUAACAUGAAUCAAAAACAGGGGAAAUUGUGAUUGAUGAAAGAAAAAACAAACUUCCAACAGAAGUUACAUGGAAGAUAAAUCCUGUUUGCAUCUGAUAGUAGUCUCAUAUGACAUAAUUAGCCUCAACCGAACACAUUGCAAAGCUAAUUAAUAGUAUGUCCUCACUGCCCUAAUUUUACUUUUUUCAAAUUAUGUCCUUAAUUUUUUUUUUUAAAUGCUUUCAUUUCCUUAGUUUAUCAUGCUUUGUGCAAUUGUGCAUACACAUAAUUUUCCUUUGUGUACAAUGUUAUUAUGUAGAAUGUUUCCUCAAAAAGUUUGUUGUUCCGUGUAAAUUCAUAAGUUUCUGUAAGUUUUAGUUUGAAACUUAAUGUUAAAAUCCUGCUUUAGUUAAACCUUUAUUUAGUUAGAUUUAGUGAUAUUUUUGCACUUCUGUAAGGGCUCUCAACCUCAGUGCUAUCAUUUUUGUACUAUAAUUUCUCUGGUAUUCAUUAAGUGGUCAGUUUUGCUGCAGCAAUUGUUAUCCAAAGUUAAAAUUAAAGUCUUACGUUUCUCUGCUGAAAUGAACCUUUAUUAUACAUUUAUGGGCCUCUAUGAGUGAGACCUUCUUUGCAAUGAGAGAUACAUUUAAAGUGAAAUUUUUGUCUUUCGAAUGCCCUAUUCUGAUGAAGCGCAUUCUCCGACCUUUUUUCUAAUGUGAUUUUUGAGCCUUAUCAGAAUCCGAAAGUUGAGCAUAUCAUAGUUGGAACUGUGUUCCCAUUUUUGAAUCGUAAUAAUUUAGGGUUUAACUUGGUUUUAUUCUUACUCUAAAAAAGUACUUUGCACCAUGAAAGGCUAAAGAGGCUAUCUUUUAAAUUCUUUGAUGCAUAUUCAUAUUUUUUGUCUGAUUAUUAAAUUCCCUUUGUGAUGCUUGAUGUCUGUAGGUGCUAUAGUAAUGAAACGAGAAUUGACUUUUUUUCGAUAGGAUUUAAUUUUUGACUUUCCUGUGGAUGCUGGAUUGAUCCAGAUAACUGCAUCUAUCCAACAAAAAUCUUGUCAUCCAUUUGGAUUAACCCCUAGGAUAGUGAUUUUUUACUUAAGUGACAACAUACCGUUUUAUAGGAUUGUGUAAAAUCGAGAUGUGCAAUGAUCAGAAUUGAUAAAGUUCUUAGUUUAACUCCUGAAAACUCAUUUACUUUUAGAGAUAGAUUGGUCAAAUUCAUCUAAGGUGCGUUGUUGAAGUAAACUGUUCGGAAUCGUUUAGAAAUGAAAUCACCUGAUGUACGACAGUCGGCGUUUCUUAACUCAAUUUGAUUUUCCUGAUGACCUGAGUUUUUACAUCUGUCAUGCAAUGUAUUAUCCAAUGUCUCUAUCAAAUGCUCAACCAUCUCCGGAGGUUGAUGAGAUUGUUGAGUUGCAUUUUGUGAACAGAGGAACCAAACGGUAUUGGAAAAGUUUACUUCGACAACAUCUUUUCAUCUUUCAGAUAUCUUUUUCUCAGAAUACGCAAAUUUAGAUUAAUUAAAAAAACCAAAUCAGCACUUCAGACUUUCAAUUUUUACAACAUAUUUCUGUAAAUUCUUGUCCAAUUUUUUCAUUCCUUAUUCCAUUGUAAUAAUAGUUACUUUUAUUUCUUAUACCUGAUAUUCAUCAAGAGAAUAUUAAAAACGUCCAUACUCUUGAGAAACCAUCACAUCAAUAACAUAGGUAAUAGACCAUUGAUUAUGCUGCUUCAAUGCUUUUUCCAAACCAUCAGCUUUUCUGUGCUCAAUGUGUAUUCUCAUUCAGUGUUUAAUGUCACUUUAAUUAUGCAAACAGUAAUUCAACAGAUGUGUGUCUCUUAGGUUCAAAUCAUCAGAUUGAGACGAACUUUAAAUUUUAGAAGUUCCUGCUUUUGUUAUUAUUUCUUUCUAUGUUGAGUGUAGCGAAUGUUACCUGUAUUGUUCUCUAUCAUUUUUACGCAAUAAACUGUAUGUUACUCCAUUUUCUA
This is a messenger RNA of Bemisia tabaci, 6143 nucleotides long. It is a transcript of the gene Tusp, whose product is annotated as WD40 superfamily protein Tusp. The record is from RefSeq and is a predicted model, not a curated record. NCBI's taxonomy places the organism in Eukaryota, Metazoa, Arthropoda, Insecta, Hemiptera, Aleyrodidae. Gene Ontology annotation, molecular function: protein binding.